This is a messenger RNA of Nilaparvata lugens (brown planthopper), 4145 nucleotides long. RefSeq names its product neurogenic differentiation factor 4-like. Gene Ontology annotation, molecular function: protein dimerization activity. The record is from RefSeq and is a predicted model, not a curated record. NCBI's taxonomy places the organism in Eukaryota, Metazoa, Arthropoda, Insecta, Hemiptera, Delphacidae.
GUCCUUCUCCUUCCUUCUCUGCGAGCCAGGUUAGUGGGUAUCAGCUGGAAGGACCCAGUCAAGUCCUGGACCCUGGUCCCACUCAGAUGCAGACUCUCUGCCUCAGUAGAGCGCCAGAUCUCAAGCUGGUAACAUCGUGCUAAUAGCUCUCCGAUCGAGCUGUCCAAGAUCUCUGCGAUCGCGAAGUCUAUGACGCGAACUGUUUUUGGAAAAUUUGUACUAAAAUCGUGGAAGUUUCAAGUGUUGAAUGCCCGAAAAACUGUGUACUGAGAUCAGUAACUAACCUCCAAAUUGUGACGUUACAUUCAGAAGUGUGAAAUGUUUGGAAAACUGUAUAUUAAAAUCGGUGUGAGUAAGCUCCAAAUUGUGACGUUACGCUUAGAAAAGUUUGAAGUCUUCAAUUUCCGAUCGAGCUCUCUCUAUCCCCAAUCGUGAAGUUCAUAACGCAACGAUUUUUUCUGGAGAUUGAAGUUUAAAAUGUUUAAAAAACUGUAUUAAAAUCGGUGUAAGUAAGCUCCAAAUUGUGACGUUACGCUCAGAAAAGUUUGAAGUCUUCAACCUCCGAUCAAGUUUUCUCUAUCAUCAACCGUGAAGUUCAUAACACAACAGUUUUUUCUGGAGAUUGAAGUUUAAAAUGUUCAAAAAACUGUAUUAAAAUCGGGGUGAGUAAGCUCCAAAUUGUGACGUUACGCUCAGAAAAGUUUGAAGUCUUCAACUUCGAGUUCUCUCUAUCAUCAAUUGUGAAGCUCAUAACACAAAGGUUUUCGCUCGAGUUUGAAGUUUGAAAUGUUUGAAAAACUGUAUUAGCACCGGUGUAUGUAAGCUUCAAAUUGUGGCGUUACGCUCAAAAUCGUUUGGAAUCGUCAAUCUCCCAUCGACUCUGCUUCUCCUAGAUCGUGAAGUUUUUGUUGAAAGUUAUCACAGAAGUUUGAAGUUUUGUAAACUGUACUGAAAUCGGUAAAUAAUCUUCAAAUUGUGACGCUACGCUCAUAAAAGUUUGGAGUCUGAUCUGAUACGCGUAAGUUUGAAAUGUGAAAUAUUUGAAAAACUGAACUAAAUUCGAUAACUAUGAGAUACACGUUAUGACGUGACGUUCAUAAAACUUUAAACUCUUGUGAAUCACGUAGUCUUCAACAUGGAUAACGUGAUAAGACGCAGCUAAGUUAAUGGAAGUUUAAUACAAAUCUUUUUUGAAAAACUGAAAUACAAAUUGAUAUUGAAGCAUCAUCUCAAAAACUGUGCUGAAGACUCGGCAGUUUGUUAGUUUUGGGAAAGUUUUUGAAAUUAUUCCCGAACAUUAAACUCACCGUACGACUUCGUUAGUGUUGUGCGUUAAAAUCGGAUUCAAUUUGGAGAAAAUUCUUGUUUUUAUCAAUACAAAUUCAAUAGGAACAGUGGAAUUUUUGUUCAAGAUACAAGACUUGGUAGUGAACCGGAAAACUACUUUGAUUUUCUGCAGUGAUAGAAGAAUACUGAGGUCCAAGCUUUCCAGUAACUACCACCGUUCAAAUCUCCAGUUGUUAUUGAAGUCACUCAGUCUUGAAUCAAAACUCAAUUUUGGUGAUAUUUCAUCCUAGAAUAUGAAAAUCACAGUAUUGAAAUUCAAUGACAAUCACUCGUAUAGUACGUUGACAAUUUAAACGUACUGUGCUAGAAUUUCAACGUUUUGUCAUCCGAAAAUACAGUGCAUCUAUUAGAAUUUAUUGGUCAUUACUAAUGUAAAAGUGGAUGAAAAUUUUGAGGUACUAUGCUAUUAAACUAGCUAGUAAAACUAUUGAGUUCAAACCACUAGUGGAAAAAGUACACAGUCUUCGACGUAUCUCCCCAUCAGACAUUAUACAAAACGACUGCAAGAAUUCAAUGAACAUUACUUCUUGACAGUUUACAAGAACAAGACACUUCUUGACGUCCCUUGUCAAUCUUGUAUCGACAUCCACGACCUUUCCCACACUACGAUAGACAUCUCUAGGAGACUCCUUGAUUAGUGAAUGACAUCCUUCAACAUCCUUAGCGCAAUCCUUCAUUCUUUGACAUUUCGCACAGCACUUCAUUAACCUUUGUACAGCCACAGUUUUUGUUUUGAUUAAAGGUUAUCUUUGAGACUACGUGUGUGAGAAGUCAUAAAACGGCAGGCGAGAGUGAGACAAUAAACUGAAUUAUUACUGUAAUAAAACGCUAUAAAAUUGAUUGCCACAGUGAGAGAGUGACCGUAAUGUAAUCUGAGCGAGAUAGAUAUUGGGGUAGCAUUGAUUGGAACAUUUUAUUGAUUCUAGGAUGAGGGGUAUAUUAUGUGAACUGUGUUACUGAUAAGGACGAUAUCACGAAAUGAAGCUCUCUCAAUAAAUCGUACAAGUGAAAUAUUUUAUAUGAACCACGUUAUUUCACCACUGGAAAUCUGAAUAAAAUGUGAAUUAUGUGACGUUUAAGUGAUUUUGAAAAAAAAAAACUAGAAAAGAAGAACACUUUUCGUUAUGACCUACAUUUUCUUCCAACAUACGAACUAAAACUACGAAACUAGGUAGUUUCUUCCAAACUACGAAAACCUUGGAGAACUAUAAUUUCUCGUAACAAAACAACGUGCUACAAAUCUAAAUGCUAACAAUAGUGCUGUUAGACAUUUGAAGUGAAAUCGGGAAAACUAGAGAGGGAGGACAAUCAUCUGUGGUGACCCAUAUUUUCUACAAAUGAGACACGACAAUACCCUCAAAAAACAAUUAUUGCUUCUAUGAAACGUUCAUCUAUGCUGAUUAAAGUGUGAAACAAGAACUCUAGAAAGACUAAACCCUUGAAGAACCAAUUUUACGUGACAAACCCUCAAAAAACAAUCAUUUUCUCAUAACACGUUCAUCUAUGCUGAUUAUUAUAACGUGUGAAGCAAUAACUCUAGUAGGACUAAACCCUUGAAAACCCAAUUUUACGUGACAAAACCCUCGUGCUAAAAACCCAAAUGCUGAUAAUCAUGGACCAAGAAGUGAUGUUGGACAUUUGAAGUGAAGAGAAACUAGAGAAAAAGAGCACUUUCUGUUAUGACCCACAUUUUCUACAUAUGAAAAACUACGAAAUAUUAGAAUUAUUCUCAUUUGUUGUGGCAAAAUCCUCCACGAUAAUACCCUCGAAAAACAUUUUUUUAAUGAAACGUUCAUCUAUGCUGAUUAAAGUGUUAAACAAUAACUAAGGACUAAACACUCGAAAACCCAAUUUUACGUGACAAACCAUCGUGCUAAAAAGCCAAAUGCUGGCCACCAUGAACCCGCAGGUGCUACUACUCCAAACGAGCGACUCCAACAACAACCGGAGUCCCCCCCUCGACAAGUGCUAUUCGCCGCCCAGGUCGACCUUGAAACCGCACGAAAGUGACCUUGAAACCGACCUUGACUGGAGACCUUCCCGAGGUCGCACCAAAAAACGGCCCAAACAGAAACCGCCUCCCCUCAGCAAAUACCGUCGGAAAACCGCUAACGCUCGCGAACGUUCGCGAAUGCGGGAGAUAAACGAGGCUUUCGAAGCGCUCCGGAGAGCAAUUCCUCACCUAUCAACCUCCAGUGAUAAUCCCAACGAGAAACUCACAAAAAUCACAACCCUAAGGUUAGCUAUGAAGUAUAUUUCAGCCCUGAAUCAAGCCCUACAAGUUGACGCCCUACAACAACCCGAUUUCGAAUCGGACGCCGAUUCUUUACUUUCUGACUACACUCUAACUCCAACACCGGCUUUCAGUGAACAUUCCUCGCUAACUUCGGAUUUCUCGGACAAUAUUUUGCCGACAGUUUCGUUCGCCGAUCCGAACACUUUCGUUAGUCCGGAUGAUGAUUUUUUCGGAGCAACGGGAUUGGUUGUGCCGGAUUUGGGAGGUGGUGGCUAUGUUUUCGAUGACCUCAGUUUUGCGACAGACUUCAGCUAGCGUAAGUUUUCGGCUAUAGUUUUUGACAUGAUUACUAUAGUUUGUUUGUAUAUUUUUAGGGUAGAUUGAGAUGUGAAAUCGUCGAGCUAAAUUAAGAAAUAAUGAGAGAUUGAUUAUAUUAUGACAGUUUAUGGCUAUAUAGUGAGGUCCACGUUAUAAUGGCAGUGGAGAAAGUUAGGAGAAAAACGUUGUCGAUCCUCUGUCUUGUCUAGAUGGUAGCUGAUUCAGGUUUAUUGAUGUGAUAUUG